UACUUAGCUCCAAUUGAGCGACUGACCUACCGCACGCGUUCAGUUCAUCAUACUGAACGAACUACAUCGCACGCGUUCACUGAAAAGAAUCAAAUUGCCCAAGCCUAGUUCCUACCGCGUCCGAGCAAAGCCGACCAUGUGCCAUUUAUUUUCCACGCGCUAACAUCCCGCAACACCACUGUGCGCCGCGUUUUCCGUACGCGUAAAUGAACAAACCACGCCGCCGUAUGCAAAACCAAUUCGCAUCCACACCGUGAAGGUUAGCAAUCAUUCUCGUGGGGUGUUCACAUUCCGACCCGAAACGCUGGGCUGGCGCGUGGUGAGUUUAUCACCGUGCCGCGAGGAUGCAACCAUGGCUGCGGGUGUCGCUGCUGCUGUGCGUCUUCGGGUUCUUCCGGGAGCUGCGCGUUUCCGAACCGUUCGUCACCGAGUUCCUGUCGGGCGAGUGGCGGGACAUCGAGCCGGAGCAGCUGAACCGCGACGUCUACCCGAUCGGCACGUACAGCCAGGUCGCGCUGCUCGUGUUUAUGUUUCUGCUCACGGAUGUCCUCAGAUACAAAUCGAUAAUUGUGUUUUCCGCCUGCUUGGGCAUCGUCAUCUGGUCGUUGCUGCUGUGGACGGAAUCGUUAGCCGCACUGCAGGUCGUGCAAGUGCUGUACGGUGCCUACAUGGCCUCGGAAGUGGCCUACUACACGUACAUCUACGCCAAGAUUAGCCGGGAAAAGUAUCAACAGGUGACUGGCAACACGCGGGCCGCCAUCCUGCUCGGCCGCUUCCUGUCCGGCGUUAUCUCGCAGGUACUCGUUUCCACCGGUGCGAUGAACGUACGCGACCUGAAUUAUAUUACACUCGGCACGCAAGCCGUUUCUCUGCUUUGGUCAUUUUUGCUGCCACCGGUAAAAACCAGUGUUUACUUCUAUGCUCGCGAUGAGGACACUAAGCCGACCGAUGGAAUGGUGGCCUGUGAUCCUGUACCAACGCCACAGCAGAAGGAACAGGAGCAAAAAGCGCAGGAUCAGUUGGAGCUCCACGGUGACAAUGGAUUGGAUGCUUCCCAGAAGGUUUCCCCGGACCGCACCACCCCAAAUAAUGAACCCAACGAAUCCGUCGAAAAUGGCACCGCAACCGCAAAAACCAUCGACGCCCAGCCGAAGGCACGAUUCUCUGCCUCCCGCGCUGUGCGACUGCUCUGGAAGCAUCUCAUCUCCGCCUACCGGCAGCUGCCCGUCGUCCAGUGGAGCCUCUGGUGGGCGCUAGCGAUGGCCGGCUUCAUCCAGGUGCAGGUGUACGUGCAGCUGCUGUGGCACGAGAUCGACCAGCAGCAGGGCACUCUGUUCAACGGGGGUGCCGAGGCACUGCUCACCCUGCUCGGUGCGAUGAGUGCGCUGGCGGCAGGUUACAUCGCCAAUCGUAUCUUCGAACAGUGGGCCCUCUGGAUACUGACGGUUUGCUCCGGGCUGCAGGGUGGACUCAUCUUUUACUCCGGCUUUGCCACCAACAUUUGGGUGGCGUACGUGCUUUACAUUCUGUUCGGCACGCUGUACCUGUUUAUGGUCACGAUGGCAAGUGCGAUCGUGGCGAAAUAUCUCGAAGAGGACAGCUUCGGGCUGAUCUUUGGCAUCAACAUGUUCGUGGCGGUCGGUGUGCAGGCACUGCUAACCCUGGCGACGAUCUCGGAGCGCGGCCUGAUGCUUGACCCGCGGGACCAGUUCAAGGUGUACGGUGGCUACUUUUUGGUGCUCUCGAUAAUCUACCUAAUUGCCGCCAUCGCCGCCAGCGCGGCCCGUGUGUGGCAAUUGCGAAGGGAAGCGCGAGCCGCCUCCACCAAUGCCGGUGUGGAAGGGUCAGUUGCAACAGCGGAACGAUGCGAACCGGCGACCGUAAGUGGUUGAAUGGAAUAAAAAAAAAAACAAACUGACAUAGAAACGCUUCAAACACAACUUCGUCAUUUAGAGGGAGGCUUCGGUCUGCCGUCUGGCGAUUCCAUUCGCUCCUUUGCCAUUGCUUCCCAGCGGCGACGUCGUCUGUCAACCGUUAUUCGAAUGAUCGAAAAAGAUGGAAAGUUAUACACAAAAUACAUACACACACACACAUAUACGCCCCUCGGCCGAUUGAAACUGAAUCCACUCAGCGGCAAAACACACCGGAAACACUUCGGUCAAUCGUUUUGGUUCCCUUGGCAAACUUCCCCCAGCCGCAUGAGGCUAGUUGUGGAGAGGGAGUGGGUGGUUGGCGUUUUCGGAACGUCGGAUAGUUUUGAAGCCGUUGCAUCCGGUGGGUAGGAAAUGUUUUCGGGGUAAGCUACAGUGAGGGCUGUUCUAUUUUGGGCGGUGAAUACGAUGCUUUCGCCAGCGGCAUUCAAUUGGUUUUUGAAGACCUCUCGGGCCAGUCCUGGAGCAUAGACGUCAAGUUGUUCGAUCUCCUAACAUGUCUAUACAUAAUUUAGACCUACAAACUAACAAACUGACUACGGCACGACUGACUUGCCUACGUAUUAAUCAUCCGAACAAUCGUUGUUAUUUGAAACCUUAAGUAACUUAAUGCGAGCAGCUCUUUACCGACUAUGGUUGUUACACAAAAUUACCAAAUACAGCGGAGCGCCAUUUAUCCGGGUUCAUCGGGACUCGACCUUUCCCGGAUACUCGGAUAACACGGAAUAACACGGAUGAAGAGUAAAAGUAUAUAUUUUAUCGCUAAUUUGUAGUUUAUUUUUGAAAUUUAUAUUCUGUUUUGGGAAAAACCUAGCCAGUUUUUAUUGACUUCAUGUUUUUCCAACAAGAAUAUUUGAAAUGUGUCAUGAAUUAUAGCAUUUUUGGUUAUGAUAAUGUGCUCUGAUAACCUUUUUUUAAGUCAGUUCAAAUUCAUUUCUCAACAAUACGGAUACACGAAAAGCCGGAUAAAAGGUACCCUGAUAAACGGCGCUCACUGUAUGAAUAAGAAAUAACAAAACAUGUUUUCAUUUAGGAAAAUAUCUAACUGAAAUGUUGUUUGAAUAAUCGACUAAAUAGACUCACUACUUAGCACAGCAAACAAAGUGUUCAAUUCUUUCAGAAUAUUAAGAUAAAAGGAUAUGAAUGUAAGAUUGUAUCGCAUCUGGUUCAAACACAAAGAGAAGAGCCUGAACAUUCUUUACCAGGAAGUUCUGUAUUCCGAUCUUUGUGUAACAUUCAACAGUCGUUAAAUAAUCAUUGAUUGCAAAUCGUCACAGAAAUGAUGAAAUGGCAGCAAUAUUCGAUAAAAAAUUAAUCGCACUUACAAAACUCUCCCCCACUGUAGAUAUAGAAGAUAACAUCAGAAAGUAGAACACUCCACUCAACUUCUCAGCAAAGGCGAACUAGCUACCAAUCCGGUUUGAGGUUGAACAGAACAAAAAAACACAUCCUACUAUCCUUCGCCUCAACCCCCAUCUUCAGGACGAAAACUGACGCCAGAGAUGUCCUCUAGCAUCCGGCGCGAACGGACACACACAACCUCACUUGCACAG
Anopheles gambiae (African malaria mosquito) is the source of this 3484-nucleotide messenger RNA. Its product is annotated as reduced folate transporter. Gene Ontology annotation, biological process: transmembrane transport; vitamin transport. NCBI's taxonomy places the organism in Eukaryota, Metazoa, Arthropoda, Insecta, Diptera, Culicidae. The record is from RefSeq and is a predicted model, not a curated record. The transcript is spliced from 6 exons. Gene Ontology annotation, cellular component: plasma membrane. Gene Ontology annotation, molecular function: vitamin transmembrane transporter activity. The coding region runs from base 345 to 1892 and encodes 515 amino acids.